Diachasmimorpha longicaudata is the source of this 5552-nucleotide messenger RNA. RefSeq lists its product as uncharacterized. Gene Ontology annotation, molecular function: phosphatidylinositol-3,4-bisphosphate 4-phosphatase activity. Gene Ontology annotation, cellular component: cytoplasm. The transcript is spliced from 7 exons. The coding region runs from base 1248 to 5063 and encodes 1271 amino acids. Lineage: Eukaryota; Metazoa; Arthropoda; Insecta; Hymenoptera; Braconidae. The record is from RefSeq and is a predicted model, not a curated record.
UUACUGCUGUCUGCACGUAUGCCGACCGGCAUCUCUUUGUUUACGACAAUGUUUACGUGAAAAAUGAGGGACAGAUUGUUUUAAGUCUUUUGUUGUGAAACUCAGUGAAAAGUUGUGCACUGUAUUGUCUGGUGAAAUCACGCAUUUGAUGAUGGGGACGACAAAACCGUUAAUUUGAGUUGUUAUUGUGGACUCACUAAUACAACACCUGAGUGUAUACGAGUGCUUUCCUUAAUUAAUCGAAAAUUGUGGAUGAGUGUUAACCAUAACUGAAAAUUAUCCGCUGUAAACAACAACGGUAUAUUUUUUCGACAACGUGAGGCUUAAAAUGGCGGAAGACAAUGGCGAGGACAAUGCAGGCUUCAAUUCCGAGAAUCAACAAACACGGUGACGAUCGUGAGAUGCGUCUCACGGUGCGUCUGUUUUGUGUAUCCAAUCCGUGGAAAUUCGCGUUGAUGAGUCGGUUAUAAGUGAAAAUUGUCGUGUGCGGAUAGUGUUGAUAUAUUCUCUCGGACAUAUCCAGUGGUCUAGAACGAGAGGAUAAUGCCGGUUACAGUUGAGUUGAUGACUUGAAAAAACAGUUCAUUGUUCCUGCACGACAAUCCCAUUGGACUGUUGUUGAGGUGAUAUUUUUUUUCUUUGUUAACGGCAAUAAUUCUGUAGUCAACUGGUAAAAUGAGAUACCUUAUCUCCAGUCUUGCUUUUGGAUAUAUAUCUGAGGAAUUACAGCAUUUUUGUAACAACCAUUCUUGGGGAAAAAAAUAGAGGUGUUUAUCAAAAAUCAAGGCUGGAGACGAGUUAAUUCAACUCAUUUCACCUCUUCACUGCUGAACUGACUUGCCUUGUGAUUUGUGGAUAUCAGUGAGUGAAGUGCGAGAUUUAUAUUUUAUUAAAUGUACACAUUUUUUCAUUUCAAGUGGUCAAAUCAGUGGUGUUGUCAUCGAAUCUGUGGUCUCAAAUAUGUUCUCCAGUAUUUUCAUUAAAAUUUUGUAUAAUUUUUAGAGCUUUUGAAUUUCUUGGUUUUAAUAGUGCAGUGAUUGUCAGCAUCUUGAAUCAAUGAUUCUAAUCUUCUUUUUAUUUCUCCAGCAAUGAAAGUCAUUCUGAUCCACUGAAAGUCUGUGUUAAGUGAGUGUUUUUAUGUGGUGAAUGGUGUUAACGUGUGAGAAAAAUAAAGUGCAAGUGCUAGUGUACCAAUUUUGGAUAUACAACGCUGGAGAAAGCUGGUUGCAGUACCGGUAAAACUGAGGAUGAGGUUUAAUAAACAGGAAUUAAUGACACUGGCUACACAGCCGUCGCAAAAGUUUGACAAGGAGGGUACAUUGUGCAUACGUGAACGUCAGGAGGGAUUCUUUCGUAGGACAGAGAGUACGGGUAAAAAAGUUGAGCGCAAAAGACAAAAAGGAAAAACCGAAAAGACUCUACGACAACUCAGUUGUGUCACAGCCGGCACAAGCAAAGUAAGCCUGGAGCGUUGGUGCAGAUUACGGGGAAAUCUCUUGUUCUAUUUCAAAUCAAAGGAACAAUGGUCCGAACCAAUGGGCGUAAUUAUCCUGGAGCAGUGUAAUUUCCGGGUUGAACAGCCUACUAAUCAGAUUCCCUAUGGAUUUAGCAUAGUAUUCGAUGGAGGUUUGUAUCAACAACUGGGCGCAAGUUCCUCCGACGAGCGAGACAGUUGGCUGCAAGCCCUCCAGUUGGCAAGUUACGAAUGCAUGAGAAACCAAUUGCUAGCCCUUCGUGAAAGAAUAGAAGCAUCCAGUGGCCACAAGAAUGGCACAGACAUCCAAAUGUUGCGCCUCCAACGUGGCAUAGUGAUAGACCCAGCCGAAGUGCCAAUAUGCGAAGUCUCCCUGUCCUGUGAUAAUCUCUUAUGCGACGGUCAUGGACGGCCCCCAAAUCCCGUCCUCGAGAUCGACGUUCAGGCAUCAAAAUCCCGAACAUGGAUAAAAUACGCGAGAACGGAGGUGAUCGAAAGAAGUAGUAAUCCAGGCUUCCUGACAACUGUAAGCUUCCGAGGGAGUGAUGGCUUAAGUACCGACACAAGGGUCCGAAUAACAGCUUACGACGUACGUGAAAGAGUUUCCCAGACAGCGACGCCCAUAGGAAGUGCAGUGGUCACCUUCUGCGCUGUUCAAGACACCCCGAGACUGAGGAUCCCCCUGAAAAGCCCAAAAUCGACUACAGUUGGCUUCCUGACGAUAAACGUUUGGAGUCUGGAAGCAGACGACAAAGGUAACAGUACGGAGAGUACCCCAUCGAGAAACCCUUCUUCCACCAAUCAGAUGUUCUGUCACAGGAGGUCCCAGUCCCUCCCACCAAGACUGGGAACCAAGAUGAAGCUCCCUCAUCAGGGGCAGUUGAAGCUCCUGUUCGCCAACACUCACGUCCAGACCUACAGGUUCCACUCGGGCCUGGGGGGUGACAUAUGCGUUCACGAAAUAAUGGCUGAGAGCAAAUUGUGCUUCCAGUUCCCCCAGCAUCUACUCGGGAUAUGGAUUCAGGAGGAGAAGGAACUCCUGCAGGAAGUCGCCGGGAUGGGGGAGCUACGUGAGCCUUGGCACACUAAGCAAGUGGAACUGCUGGAUCGACAUCUCCAUCUGCUUCAUCUGUACUCCCAAGCGAAGGAGAAUCUCUCGGGUUUCAAGGGCAGUUACUUCAAACGAUCAUCGAGAAGGAAUGACAGAACACUGGAGUUUGCACCGUUGAACUUACAUCUCCAAAGGAUGUGGGUUCACAACGACACCCUGAACAAAUGUGGUUUUUACGAUCUUAUUAGUGUCGGGGCAUUCACAGCGCAUUCCCAUAAAAGUAAGAAUGGUGGAUUGAUCAGACUGGUGCAGGCGCUGAAGGAGUCUCCAACGAGGUACAAUCAGCUGUACCAAGGCACCUCCAAGAUCACAAUGGCCCACGAUGCAAUACAAGCCAUAAAGCAACUCCGGAGAGACGUCGUCGAGGCCAUGAGAUCCCUGAUAAAAUUAGCAAAGGAGAAGCAAACAAGUGGAAUGCUCCCCAUCUGCGAGGACAUGAUAUCAAAAACGAGAAUACUUCUCAGCCUCUGGGAUCCGGGUCUCGUCGAGGAAGCCCUGACAUUCCUCGAGGAACACAAAGUGUCAAAACCACCCGAGGAAACUAAAAAUCCAAACGACGAAAGUAUGUCCUUGAAUUUCCAGUCCAAUCAGUCCCUCUCGCCUUUCAAACGAAUAACCCAACAACUGAACUUCGAUCUCAAGAGUCCGGACUUUGACGAUUUGAUAACACCGGACACUCCGGAGUGCAUACAGGACAUGUGGACAAAUGAAUCGGCGAGGACGAAGUACUCGGUGAAAAAGUCUGAGAACAAUUCCAAUGAUACUGUUGAAGAGAACUUUGUCAUAUUUCCCGAUGUCGAGGACGACUUGAAGGAAUCAAAGGAGGGGAGAAAGUUUGAUAAAGACCAGGAGGAUCCUGAUGACAAUAAUAACGAGGACGAUGAAAAGGAGGACGACCUGCGGGGAGAGAUUGACCUCAGCAAGAGAUUCCUCGAUACCCAGAAAAUGUGCAAUUCUCCAUCAGCAAAUUACUACAAACCAACGGACGAACCCGAGCCCUGGGAUCUCACUCAACUGAACAUCGAAGCCAGUGUAAUGUGCCUAGUAUCGAAAGUUAAGUUUCUCUGUGGUAGGUGUAGCAGUCCUGCGGUUCGGUUGAGAAAUAAAAAUGGUGUUGCUAGAGCACAAACUUUGAGAGGUCUCGCUGAUCGUGGGAAUGUGGUUACCAUUCAACCGAAGAAUGAUGUUAAGAAUGAUGAGUCUUGCAAGUUAUUGGAUAAUGGCAAUGGAAAGGGGAGCGAGGGGGAGACGGGAUUCGCGAAGGCUAAGGAGGUCUGCCAGGCGGUGGACAGUAUGACGAGGGUCAUUAAGAGUAAUUCCUCGGGGAGGAACAAGUUCACUGAGGGCUUGGACUUUGCGUCGAUUGUUGAUUGGACCAGUGAGCUCAGGCCCAGUAUGAAGAAGCUCAGACAGGCUAUGGAUGGGCUCUUGAAGACUGCGAGACUUACACAUUCCGUGUUUCGAGUCCAGGAGGACGCCAAGAUUGCGCAGAGGUCGUGCAAUGUCAGGUAUAGGAGAGAUGUCUGCUUCAGUCAGGCUCUGACUGCUCUGGUCACUGGAUUAAUGGCGAAAUUGUGGUGCCAGAGGCCUGAUCCACUCUUUCUACUCAUUCUGACGACUCUGGGGCCACUCGCCUCCUUCGAGGGUCUUCUUAGUUACUAUGGGGAAGAGAUUGACAUGUGGGGGGACAUGGCUGUUGCUGUGGAAGACAUGCUCACUGUUACCUUCACAUUGACCAGGUGUGGGUUGUCUCAUUCUGGGCUUGAUAAGGACGACUCGCAGAUCCCUGUGCCCAGGGUUGUCGGCUCCAGAACUGCAUUGACAGUUAUACUUCCGGUUCCUGAUGGAAUCUACUCGCUAUUGCCACUAGCACCUAGUUCUAGGCAGACUAUUUCAUUUAAUGUUACUCCGGUAUUUUUUAAUGUGGGAAUUAAUGAGUUGGCGUCAUUGGCGGAGAGCUUGGGGACUACAAAACCACAGGAGAAGAGUAAUAUGGAUAAUUUUGAGAGACUGAAUGAGUAUUACUUGAGGUUUAAGAAGCUUAAUCUACCCACGGAGAAUAGUGCCACGAGGUUAACUGGAGGCCGAUCGAAUGUGAAUCAAAGCCUCGGUGAUAUGGUGAUGAAUCUAAAGGCCAGCGUACAGGCGAAAAUAUCCAAAAACACUGAUAUCCUGCAGCUGUCCUCCCAAAUAUGCAGGCGCAUGAAGGGGCUGAGGUUUACCAGCUGCAAAAGUGCCAAAGACCGUACAGGAAUGUCGAUUACAAUCGAGCAAGUUAAUAUUCUUGCCACUGAAUAUCAUUUAUCGGAGCAUGAAUUCAUCAGAGCGUUAGACUGUAUGCGCAGCGAGGGCUGCAGACGGGAGAAUACGCUGAAGAACACGGGUAUAAAAAAAUACGCUUUCAACAGUCUACAAAUUUUGACUCUACCAAAAUUGUACAGACCACCAACAGGUACCUACGGAUCGGCACAAACUUAAAUUUCUACGAAUUUAUAAAUUAUUCUAAAUGAAUAGUCUAAUGCAAAUUAGGAACUUAACGAAGUUUUUAACUGCUAAAGUUUAAUCGGACUAAUAAGUCAAUAAUGAUUGAUUAAAUCAACUUCCAUAUGAAGAACUAUUCCUCACACAAAUAAUAGAACACAAAUAAAUAACCAGAGUGAUGACUUUGGUUUAGUGCCAUUAAUCUUUAUCGAAAUAUGUGAUUUUAAAUAAUGUAAAUAGGACAAUGUAACAAUUACGGAAAGGGUAACGUUAGUUCAUAAAUACCUCACUCUCUUUUAUUAUCGCAAAUGUAAAAUCCUCGGGUUAUUUGUAGCAUUACGUUAUUCGACGAGACAAUCCGUUGAUAAAUGCGGAUUAAAAAUGUUAUACGUUGAUGUGUAGAGAACAAAUAUAUAGAAAAACAAAUUAUUGUUUCGAAUAAAUAAACGGUUGAUGCGUCCUAGACGCAUUCAUUAUUGAAAAUUA